Messenger RNA from Penaeus monodon (black tiger shrimp), 4404 nucleotides. Its product is annotated as segment polarity protein dishevelled homolog DVL-3-like. Gene Ontology annotation, cellular component: cytosol. Lineage: Eukaryota; Metazoa; Arthropoda; Malacostraca; Decapoda; Penaeidae. Gene Ontology annotation, molecular function: frizzled binding. The transcript is spliced from 11 exons. Bases 25 to 1884 code for a protein of 619 amino acids. Gene Ontology annotation, biological process: intracellular signal transduction; canonical Wnt signaling pathway. The record is from RefSeq and is a predicted model, not a curated record.
AAAGUGUCACUCACCCGUAGAGCCAUGCGGAUCAAUGGUCAUGGAAGCCGUGUGCCUCGACACCACGGCUAUGAGUCAUCGUCUAUGAUCAGUUCUGAUUUAGAAUCUACUAGCUUCUUUGACUCGGAUGAUGAUGCCUCCAGUCGUAUCACUGCCACCACAACAGGAAGCAGCAGCGUAUCUCGCCUCCAUGCCCGCCAUCGACGGAAAAAGCAGCGCCGACACCGCCUGCAACCUCCUAUGUCACGCACUUCUUCUAUAUCUUCUAUUACUGACUCUACAAUGUCUCUUAAUAUUAUUACUGUCACGUUAAACAUGGACACUGUCAAUUUUCUGGGGAUAUCUAUCGUUGGGCAAUCAAGUAAAGGUGGCGAUGGAGGUAUCUAUGUGGGAUCAAUUAUGAAAGGUGGAGCGGUAGCAUUAGAUGGGCGUAUAGAGCCUGGAGAUAUGAUCCUCCAGGUUAAUGACAUUAACUUUGAGAACAUGAGUAAUGACGAAGCAGUUCGGGUGUUGCGAGAAGUUGUUCAAAAACCAGGGCCAAUCAAACUUGUUGUAGCUAAAUGUUGGGAUCCCAAUCCAAAGGGCUAUUUCACCAUACCUCGCACAGAGCCUGUUCGACCCAUUGACCCCGGUGCGUGGGUUGCCCAUACUCAAGCAUGCCGAGGAAUACCAGGAGAGUUUCCUGGACGUCCGCCAUCUGUCAGCACCUUAACUUCGACCAGCUCUUCUAUCACUUCCAGCAUCCCAGAAUCAGAGAGACCGUAUGAAGAGAUGAAGUUGACUGUGAACACACCAAUGGAUACGAUAGUGCGGGCGAUGGCUGCACCAGACUCAGGUUUAGAAAUCAGAGACAGGAUGUGGCUAAAGAUUACCAUACCCAACGCAUUCAUUGGUGCUGAUGUUGUCGAUUGGCUGCAUCAGAGAGUAGACGGCUUCCAGGAUCGUCGAGAAGCACGUAAAUACUCUGCUCAGAUGCUCAAGGCUGGAUACAUCAGACAUACUGUCAACAAAAAAGAUUUUUCUGAACAGUGCUAUUAUGUGUUUGGUGAUCUAUGUACAAGCUUAGCAAGCUUAAAGUUAGGGGAAGAUGACACACUAAGUGAGGCAGACAGGGACACCUUAGCGCCUUUACCGCCCCCAUCAGCAGCUUCACCUUGGGGUGGCCCACAUAUGCCAUACGCUGGCACUUAUGUUCCCCCAGCUACAGGCUAUGCGCCAAUGCCAUUCAAUUACACCAAUGAAUCGUAUGCAUUUAAUAGAGACAGCAGCACCAACAGUGGUUCUGGUAGUAGCGGUGGAACCCAGAAAAAAGUUGAACGAAAGUCGGCAUCUCCAGCCCAAAGUGGAAGUGAUAGUGAGGCCAGUCAGCGCAGUGCUCGCCGUCUGGGUAGUGGAGGUGGUGGUUCUGGCAGUGGCAGUAUUGGUGGUGGCGGAGGUGGUGGUGGCGGUGGGACAGGUGGAACAGGUGGGGGAUCCAGUGGAUCUGAGAGAUCAACAGCAACUACGUUAUCCCAACCACCACAGCAACCACUUCCGCCUCAUUCCACUCAUCAGCACCCUACAGGUGUGCCUUCAACUUACCCUCUGCAUCCCUCCCACCCAUCACAUCCACCACAUCUGUCACACCCACCUGGCCUGCCUCCCCUUCUCCCUCCCCAUCCUUCCCACCCUGUCCACCCUCACCCAACAAGUGCCCUCACCUCCCACAGCCACCCCAAUGACCCCCCUCCAGCAUACUCCUCCCUCAUGCUCCCCCCGGGCAACUCGCACCCGGCUCCACCUUCACGCCCUGUGGAGCAGAUGAACCCUGACCUGGCAGCUAGUACCAACAGUUUCAACCUGGCCAUGGACAACCCCUGCAACUUUUUUGUUGAUUCUGUCUGAAGCUUUAAUUGUUUGAGGAAGACAUCCAAGGGUACCAGUUUAGCGACCGCAGCUAGUCACCUGGACCACAUGGGCGCAGUCGUGUGGAAAGUUAGAGGAGGACCCUAGCCAGAGCUUAACUCUCAGUGGAAACAAACCGCUUAAUGUUAUCAUUGUUAAUAAUGUUGCAAUUUUUAAAUGGUUCCUGUUGCUUCUAAGAUGACCGAUCCUCCCCUCCCCACCCCCUUUUCUAUUGUUAUUAUUCAUUUUUCUGUUAUUUGUGUGUUGGUCAACAAGAAUGUGCUUUUGUGCUAUUUGACCGAAAUGUGUGGAAUUUACUUGAGGUGGUCAUUUUGUUAGUGUAAAAGGUCAGAUUUUAAAAUUGAAAACUGAAAAACAGACUUUGUGCAUCCUGCAACAACAUCCAAUCCCUUAAUUUCCCUAUGAUUCUGUAAAAGUGGUAUAGAGAUUGAUAUAGAAGAGGAAGCUGGUCAUUUAGAUGCUCAAUAGUAUAGUAAAUAUCCAAUAAAUCAAUUUGAUAACAUUAACCAGGUGUUACUACUGUUCUGAUGAGGAUAUUGGCUUGGCAUGAGGGUGGUGGAGCUCUAAGAGACAAACCUCUUUCAUGUGUUUGUUACAGUAGUCCAUCACUCUGGUCGUGAAAGACAAAUUACUAGGGGGUGGGAAUGUGAAGAACAAUAUUAGUUAUUUCAUAGAUGAACUCGAGGCCAAAACUACUGAUGGCAACAUGGCUUUAGAGUGUCUUGCUCAUCAGUAAGAAGAGACAAAUACAACUCUGAGAAAAAUAAAAAUUGUUGCUCUCGACUGAUGGUCGUGGAUGAUUGUGGAAAAGAAAGUGAACUUGCAACUGCAUAGCUACUUCUGGGUCAUAAUUAAGAACAAGAUGGCUGUACUGUGUCCUAGAAGAUCCAGGUUUAAAAGUGCAAAUCAGUGAAAAGGGAUUUUCCAUUAUAAUAAAGUGACUUCCAGGCUUUGCAUUUCUACAGGUUCAUAUGCAAUAAUUUCACACAGAAUUUAUGUAGUGAGUCUCAAGACAUUUUAGUAGACUCUGCAACCUGUUUAUGCAAUAUUUGUAUUAACAAUAUGUUUACUACUGUGUACAGAUAGUAUGAGAGACUAUGUGGUCAGCCAGCUUGAGCCUUUUGUGUGAUGUUCAUACGGGGAUCUUCAUAUUCAUAUCUUGCUAAGUGUUUGGGUCUCACCCUCUCAUGGUAGUGUUCAGUCUCAAAUGGCACAGCUGGAUGGGUUUGGUGUAUAUUUUAUCAAAUCAAACCAACCAAUGGCAGGUAUGAUUUAAUUUCCUUCAUCUUGUCUUGGCUGUCAAAAGAAUCUAGAAAUAGUAUGGGUAUGCAAGAGAGAGAGAGAGCCUAGACAUUUUAGACUGAGGGUGACAUUGGUUUAUAAGUUGUGCACAGAAGGGGCCAUGACUGUGUGUUGUAUUUUGGUAAUGUUUGGUCUCAUUAUGCAGCUGUCAGACUUUUAGGGAAGAUUUGUGUAUUUUUCAAACUAAGUUUCAAGGGCAGUUAAAAAAAGGAGUUGUAUGGUAAUCAAAUUUGUUUAUAACUUUUAUUUAAUGGUAAAGACUUGCCUGUAACUGUGAAGAGAGCAGGUAGAUCUGAUAAGGUUUUAUAAGUUGUGAACCUUAUUAAAUUUGAAGUUAAGGGCUAAUAUUUGAUGCAAGUUUUUCCUUUUCCUUCCUCAUUUUUUAAGUUUGCUCUUGAAUAUAUGUGCAUACCAUAUUCAGUUGAGUUUGUUUUCUCGUUAUAUCAGGUAGAAAAAUCAUAGAAUUACUGAACACAAAAAGGUGCAAUACGCUAGAUGUUAUCAUAUACUAAAAAAUUUCAUUGAUAUUGUAUUGAACUAUUUUGUUUCCUUGGUGCGGAAAGUUAUUAAAAGAAGAAGAAAAAAAAAAAAUCAGUAUUGUGAUGCCCUAAGAGUUGCAGCUUUUAUUAGCCCUUUAAUUCACUGACUGAUACUCUUCACUUAUUAUUAGUGGUUAAUGAGUUCCUAAUUUUUUAUACAGAAUCUUGGCAGAGAUGCUCACCCUGUAAUAUACGGACGUAGCACAAACUUAUCCAGAAGGGCUGAAUGUUGCAGUAUCAUUUAUAUUACUUACUGUGUCAUGCUUCUUAGGAUAUUUAAAUAAUACUUUUUAUAGCAGCUUCAUUAAUGAAAGUACUUGGGAAUUACAAAAAGGCAUCUGUUAUAUAUAACAUUAUCACUUUGUUUUUCUUUGUUAUUAUUAUUAUUGAUUUAUCUUUUCUUCUUUCAUUAAUCUUCAGGGGCUGGAAGUCACCAUAUCGUACUGUACAUAUAUACUCUAGUUUUACAGAGUACCAUUGUGUCUUCGCCUACAGCCUGUGAUGCAAUUGUUCAAACAAUAUGUUUCAUCUCUGCAGUAGUAUGAGUGUUUUGUCUCUGCCAUUUUAUUGUGAUUUUUGUCCUGUUCCUUUUAAAUUUUGUAAUCUGUAUUUAUGUAUAUAGACAAAUCAGUAUGAAAAGAUAUUCUCCCAUACAUUG